AUGACCAGCUUUCUAAAAUACAAGACUUAUAUUGAAGAAGGAGAUCUUGUCAUUGCGUACAUAUCUCGAGAGAACAUGACACCGCUAAUUAUAGAUUCUAAGUCAACGUACAACAAUAAGUUUGGUACUUUUCGGCAUUCAGAUAUGAUUGGGAAGGAAUAUGGAACUAAGAUGCCUUCCCACAAUGGCAGAGGAUUCAUGUAUUUGCUACACCCAACACCAGAAUUAUGGACACAUGUUGUUCCACAUAGAACACAGAUCCUAUAUAUGGCAGAUAUAUCUUUUAUAACAACAUAUCUUGAUUUAAAACCUGGCUCAAUAAUAUUGGAAUCUGCUAGAACUAUUUCUCCAAAUGGUCAUUUAUAUACGUUUGAAUAUCAUGAAGAACGUGCAAAAGCAGCAAAACAAGACUUUGAAAGACAUGGUCUCUCUGAUCUCAUCACUACUGAAUGCAGAGAUGUUUAUAAGGAUGGAUUUGGAAUAACCGAUUUAGUACAUGCUGUUUUUUUGGACUUGCCUGCACCAUGGGACGCAAUUGCUUCUGCUAAAGCUGCUUUUAAGCAAAAACGUAUAGGUAAAAUUUGUUGCUUUAGUCCAUGUAUUGAACAAGUACAACGGGCGUGUGCUUCAUUGAAUGAGCAUGGGUUUGUUGAAGUACAUACCAUUCCAAUAUAUACCGUGAAAGAUGCCGUAUCCAAAAUCAAAGUUCAACAAGACAAAAAACGUAAGCGUAACGAAGAAGAAGCAUCUAAUUCGAAAGCAGUAAAAUCUCCCAAAAUUAAACAAGAUCCACCAAAUUUAUAUGUAUCCAAAACUCCAACUGAAGCAAAAGGUCAUACUAGUUAUUUAACUUUUGCUACAUUUUUACCAGUUUUAGAUGAUGAAAUUGAAAUUAUUGAUAAAGCGAAUGAAUUCAAUUAA
This is a messenger RNA of Dentiscutata heterogama, 921 nucleotides long. NCBI's taxonomy places the organism in Eukaryota, Fungi, Glomeromycota, Glomeromycetes, Diversisporales, Gigasporaceae. The record is from the annotation of a GenBank genome assembly.